CAUUCCAUUGGCCCGGUCGAGCCGGCGGGGGAGAGAGUUCUCGAUCUGCACUUUCCCUCUGCCUGCCAAUUCCGUCGUCGCGCCGACGUGGGGAACCGAUCUGCCAAGUUCCGGCGGACACCCAAGGUGCGGAUACACUCGCAAUGAGCGCAGGCGGUGCAUUUGGAGGGAACAGGGGAUUGCGGCCGGUACCUCCGGAGAAAGGCGUCUUCCCCUUGGAUCACAUGCACGAAUGUGACCUGGAGAAGAAGGAUUAUCUCAAUUGCCUCAAAUCUUCGAGUCAUCAAUCGGAAAAAUGUAGACAGUUCUCCAAAAAGUAUUUGGAGUGUCGAAUGGCAAAGAACUUGAUGGCAAGGCAAGACAUGUCCGAACUAGGAUUCGGAAAGGAAACUGAAGCCGAAGCUCUGCUAGAGAAUGAAUCUAAGAGGAUCAAUGGGUGAUUUUUCAGUUGCCAGCUUAUGGAUAGAAUAUACAGCUACCGAAAGGAACAUUUGCUCAUGUUGGCGACACCGGCCAAAGUCCUUGGGAAACUGAAGCAGCGAACAAUGCUGUUUCUCUUUAUUCGGUCGACUGCAUCAGUGAGUUCAGGUGAAUGGAAAAGGAAAAAACGAAAUGUGUUGUGACUUAUUUGACAGGAUAAUUUUGAAGCUGUACUUUAUUCAGUUUCUCUCUGAACAACUGAUCUACAAUUAGAAGUCGAUGAGACGACAGCGGGAAAUUUUUACGCGGGGGUGCUUGUUAACUCAUAUUUUUUACAGUUUUUAUUGGAUGAUCGAAUGCUGAGCUGAUUC
This is a messenger RNA of Eucalyptus grandis, 791 nucleotides long. RefSeq names its product cytochrome c oxidase assembly protein COX19. Bases 144 to 440 code for a protein of 98 amino acids. Lineage: Eukaryota; Viridiplantae; Streptophyta; Magnoliopsida; Myrtales; Myrtaceae. The transcript is spliced from 4 exons. The record is from RefSeq and is a predicted model, not a curated record.